Messenger RNA from Brenthis ino (lesser marbled fritillary), 1575 nucleotides. The record is from the annotation of a GenBank genome assembly. Lineage: Eukaryota; Metazoa; Arthropoda; Insecta; Lepidoptera; Nymphalidae.
AUGGCGGGAAAACUAAAUUUCAAAGUCAGGAGACGAUUAAUAAUAUUUUUUUUAAUUACGAUAAAUGUGACAUUGUGUUCUGAAAUCGAAAACGACGUAUUGACUUUACAAGAUAAUUUGGAUAUAAGUGAUGAAGUGUCAGAUAGAAGAAGACCAGUGAACGGGCAGGAAAAGGAAAUUCUGCUAUUAGAUGCUUUUGGGAGGCGGAAAGGGUACCAAUCUAGCAGUUCACAGGAAGAUGACUCUAUUAUGGAUUUAUUAGGCAAAAUGAUCCCUCAAAGCUGUCGAUAUAGGGGUGCUAGAUACUCCUGUGGCUUGAGUAUAACCUGCGCGUUAGGGGGUGGCAAACCCCUUGAUCUUUGCUCCGGUGGUAUGAUAUGGGCUUGUUGUAUCAAACAGGAUACAACUGAAAGACCCAGUGAGAUUGCACCAGUUGUUCAUAAUGCUAGUGACCUAGUACAGCUCAUCGGCACAUUCCCACACGAAACCUUCGAAUACCAAACAAACACACAGUUCGAGGAUCCCAUCAUCAUUUACACGGAUACAAACCACGUGAAACCGCAUUACAACCGCCCAAAACCGGUCACAGACCGGCCGGAAGCGGACCAAACCGGUUUGAACCGACCAAAACCGGAUUGGAACAUCCAAAACUACGAUCAGAACCACUAUUACUAUGUAAAACCAUCAUAUCAUGAAAGUACAACACAAUUACCGGAUUUCUACCCGGAUAUAGGUUCAAAUAACCCGGACGGUGAUGAUGAUUAUGUGCCGGUACACACGAACGGUCAUAAACCACCGAGACCUAGCUACCCGGGCUGUGGCGAGCUCUACACACGCUCCAAUCGUAUCGUAGGUGGUCACUCCACUGGCUUUGGCUCUCACCCCUGGCAGGCAGCCCUUAUAAAAUCUGGUUUCUUAAGCAAAAAACUUGCGUGUGGAGGUGCUUUAAUAUCAGAUAGAUGGGUUAUCACCGCAGCCCACUGUGUCGCUACUACACCAAACUCACAACUCCGGGUGCGUCUCGGUGAAUGGGACGUUAGAGAUGCUGGAGAAAGAUACUCCCAUGAAGAGUUUUCAGUGCAGAGGAAAGAGGUCCACCCAUCUUACGAGCCCUCUGACUUCAGGAAUGACGUGGCUUUGGUCCAGCUUGACCAUAAUGUAGUGUUUAAACAGCAUAUAUUACCGGUAUGUCUUCCACAAAAGCAAAUGAAAUUGGCUGGAAAGAUGGCAACAGUAGCUGGAUGGGGACGGACGAGACAUGGACAAAGCACAGUCCCUUCUGUUUUACAGGAAGUGGAAGUAGAAGUGAUACCAAACGAGCGUUGCCAGCGUUGGUUCAGAGCGGCGGGGCGGAGAGAGACUAUACAUGAUGUGUUCCUUUGUGCUGGAUAUAAAGAGGGAGGUAGGGAUUCCUGUCAAGGGGACUCUGGAGGGCCCCUCACUAUGAAGUAUGAGGGUCGAAGCACCCUUAUUGGUCUCGUCUCAUGGGGCAUUGGUUGUGGUAGAGAACAUCUACCCGGCGUGUAUACAAACAUACAGAAGUUCGUGCCGUGGGUAGACAAACUUGUUAGUACG